Molecule: messenger RNA, 2043 nt
Organism: Parnassius mnemosyne (clouded apollo)
Lineage: Eukaryota; Metazoa; Arthropoda; Insecta; Lepidoptera; Papilionidae
Source: the annotation of a GenBank genome assembly
AUGGUGAGAAAUUAUAAAAAAAGAGGGGAUUGGUCAGAAGAAAGUAUGAAAGAUGCUGUGAAAAAUGUGGUUGAAGGAAAAAUUGGCUACAAGCUUGCAGCAAAAUCAUUUUUUGUCCCACAAACAACUUUAGAAAGAAAAGUGAAGCUUGCGCGAGAAAGUUUAGAUAAGAAUGAUCCAAUGACUGUUAAAUUUAAGGUACCGUUAGGCCCAAAAGAGAAAGUUUUUACUGAUAAUGAAGAGGAAGAGCUAUGUAAAUACAUAAUAGAUAUGGAGAGUAGGCUUUAUGGACUGACAAUGAAAGACUUAAGAGGUUUAGUCUAUAGACUAGCGGUAAAAAAUAACAAACGUCAUCCGUUUAACAAUGAAAAAGAAGAAGCCGGGAAAGACUGGGCAUUAGGAUUUUUAAAAAGGCACCCAGAACUGUCUAUUAGACAGCCUGAAAGUACCUCAUCCGCACGUGCUGCUGGUUUCAAUAAACAGGUGGUAGACCAGUUUUUCAAUUUUUUGGGCAAUGUUUACGAUGAACAUCAUCUAACACCUGAUCGUAUAUACAACUGCGAUGAAGCUGGUAUUUCAGUUGUGCCCAAAACCAAAUCAAAAAUUAUCGCAAGAAAGGGCAGAAAGCAAGUGGGAGCCAUAACAUCUGCUGAACGAGGUACGACCAUUACAGUAGAAAUCUGUUUUAGUGCUAGUGGUAAUUUUAUGCCACCCAUGAUGGUAUAUCCUAGAAAAAGAAUGGAUCCGCAACUUAUGAUUAAUGCUGCCCCCGGAGCUUGGGGAGUUUGCAGUGAUUCGGGCUGGAUGACUUCAGAACUUUUCCUAGAUUGGUUUAAAAAGUUCGUCAAAUUUAGCGGAGCAACACCUGAGCAUUCUGUUUUGUUAUUAUUGGAUGGACAUAGUACUCAUACGAAGAACAUUGAUCUCAUAAAUGAAGCACGCACUCACGGCGUUAUCAUUUUAUGUUUCCCACCACAUACAACUCACCGUCUUCAGGUUGCAGACGUUGCUUACAUGAGACCGUUAAGUACCUACUACGAUCAUCAAAUCAUGGCGUGGCUUCGCAGCAACCCAGGGAUGACUGUCACUGUCCGACAAGUAGCUGAAAUUUUUGGAAAGGCGUUCAUACAAGCGUCUACGAUGUCAACAGCUGUCAAUGGUUUUAAGAAAUGUGGGAUUUGGCCAUAUGAUCCAACAGUAUUCUCUGAGACCGACUUUGCUCCAUCUUUGAUGACAGAUAUUCAGCUUAAUGUAUCCGACGCACCUGCAAGCGAUAAUAGUUCGUUGAUAAUGGAAUCGUCAUCCACAGAACCAGCAACAAAUAAUCAGAAUGCGCCAAUUAUAUCUGAAGCCAUUUCUGUUGCGGCAACUUUGACGGAUGCAGCAGUGACGCCAGUAACAGUGGAAACAGAAACAUUGUCGAGACUUGAUACUGCCGCUAGUAUUUCUGCGAGUACGUCACUAUCAUCUAAUCUGGUUACUGCACUUACUGUGCUACCUAAUACAAUGUCAACCCCUGAACCAGGAUGUUCUUACUGGCUCGAUAACUCCGAUCUACACGAAAGACCACGAACUCCGCAGCAAUCAAUAUUUGGCGUCGUAAGUCCGCAGCAAAUAAUGCCCUUUCCAGCAACUACAAAAACAUCUCGCUCAACUAGAAAACGAGGAAAAACCGCGGUGAUCACAUCUUCGCCGUAUAAGAAUGAGUUAGAAGAAACGAUUAAGAAAAAGGAACAAGCGGAAGAGGAUAAACAGAGAAAAAAAGGGUUGAGGGAACUUAAAAAAUCUGAAAAAGACCCGGCAACUAAGAAGAAAAGAGUAACAAAGAAGAAACAAGGGGCUAAGAAUAGAUCAUUAAACGAGAAUAGUGACAGCGAUAUUGAAAAUACACCUUGUUUGUAUUGUAAAGGCCUAUAUUUGGACUCAAAUGAAGGCUGGGCUGCUUGUUCAGCAUGCGGCAAAUGGGCUCACUGCAGCUGUGCAGGUGUGGACGACGAAGAUGCAGAUACCGUGUUCACUUGUGAACAUUGUGAACAGUCCUAA